This is a messenger RNA of Mesitornis unicolor (brown roatelo), 1095 nucleotides long. It is a transcript of the gene CCR7, whose product is annotated as chemokine (C-C motif) receptor 7. Gene Ontology annotation, molecular function: C-C motif chemokine 19 receptor activity; chemokine (C-C motif) ligand 19 binding; chemokine (C-C motif) ligand 21 binding. Gene Ontology annotation, biological process: inflammatory response; immune response; chemotaxis. The record is from RefSeq and is a predicted model, not a curated record. Gene Ontology annotation, cellular component: membrane. NCBI's taxonomy places the organism in Eukaryota, Metazoa, Chordata, Aves, Mesitornithiformes, Mesitornithidae.
ACGCAGCUGAAGGUCACCCUUGUUUUGGGCCUUCCUUUGAUUUUUCAGUUCUGCAGUGGGAACAACGUGACCGAUGACUAUGACCCCAACACCACCAUCGACUACACCGUGUUCGAGAUCCUGUGCGAGAAGGAUGAGGUCCGUAACUUCCGCGCUGCCUUCCUCCCUGCCAUGUACACCCUCAUCUGCUUCACAGGGCUACUGGGCAAUGGGCUGGUGAUGCUCACCUACGUCUACUUCAAGAGGCUGAAGACCAUGACGGACAUCUACCUGCUGAACCUAUUCCUGCUCACCCUGCCCUUCUGGGCCACGAGCGCAGCCACGCACUGGCUUUUUGGGGAGUUUGCCUGCAAAGCCGUCUACUGCAUCUGCAAAAUGAGUUUCUUCAGCGGGAUGCUGCUGCUCCUGGCCAUCAGCAUCGACAGGUACUUUGCCAUCGUCCAGGCUGCCUCGGCCCACCGCUUCCGUCCGCGGAUGAUUUUCAUUAGCAAGGUCACCUGCAUCCUCAUUUGGCUCCUGGCUUUCACCCUCUCCAUCCCCGAGCUGGUUCACAGUGGCAUAAAUAAAUCAGACACCAACCCCCGUUGUUCCAUCAUUACUGACGACUUGCAGGCCUUCAACACUGGCAUCAAACUGUCCCAGAUGAUUUUUGGCUUCUUAAUUCCCCUUCUGGUCAUGUCUUUCUGCUACCUCAUCAUCAUCAAAACAUUGCUGCAGGCCCGCAACUUUGAGAAGAACAAGGCCAUCAAGGUGAUCAUCGCCGUGGUAAUCGUCUUCGUCGUCUUCCAGCUGCCCUACAACGGCGUCAUGCUGGCCAAGACCAUCUCGGCCUUCAACCACACCAGCUCCUGCGAGGAGAGCAAGCAGCUGGACGUGGCGGAUGACGUGACCUACACCCUGGCCUGCUUCCGCUGCUGCCUCAACCCCUUCCUCUACGCCUUCAUCGGCGUCAAAUUCCGCAACGACCUCUUCAAGCUGCUGAAGGAGCUGGGCUGCCUGAGCCAGGAGCGCCUCUGGCAGCUCUCCACCUGCCGCGAGAGCAAGAGGUUCUCCUUCGCCAUGGACACCGAGACCACCACCACCUUCUCCCCGUGA